AUGCCAAAUCACGUACUCUACGGUACAGCAUUCGCUGCGGAAACUAAUGUAUCUGUAGAAGAAUGCAAGUGUUAUUGUAUGAAUGCGGAAAAGCAAUACGGUAUGGAAUGUCGCAGUAUUGAGUACUAUUUUGAUUCCAGAACAUGCUUACUUAAUAAUUUGAGCAGGACGACAAAUCCAAAAAAUUUCAAUCAUUCCAUUGCUUCCAGGCUAAUGCAUAGCUAUUUCGAUAAAAAUUGUUCCACCCAAAAUGAUGAGUUCUUGACUUACACCAAAGAAAAAUGUUUAUUUGUAACAAAUUUGGCAAUAGUGAAUACAAAUUCUUCGUUAAAUUUUACAAAUAAAAUUGACAGUGAUAGGAAUGCUAUCUCACAGUCUGAUAAGGUAACAAGCGCUUAUAAUAAUAAUAAUAGGGAUUUAACCGAUGGUCUUGUGAUCUCGAAAAUAAAUCUUAUUCAUUUCACUGAAUAUGCUACUCCUUCGAACUAUGACGACCUUUCGCAAGGGGUUAGCAAAGAAGAAGACAAGGACAAAAAAUCAGAAAAAGUCAGCGAGUUGCAACAUUCUGAUCUAACGACACCACAUGCAACAACCAUAAUUCCAGCAAAUGAAAAUUUCACUGAUUUUACAACUAUUUCUGAUUCAUCUUCUGAACCAAACAAUACAACUGCUAUUCUUGUUACGACAACGCCAGUGGAAAUGGAUUAUGCUAUUUCUAAUCAAACAUUUAAAAAAACAACACCAUCUACGGAAAUUGCAACAUAUCCAAAUCUUGGAAAAUGUGAUUACUCAGCCAUCUAUCAAACAUCUUUCCGUGGUACCAAAUUAAUCAAGCGGAUUUUGGUUUCCAGUCCUCAGCAGUGUUUCUAUGGAUGUCAUUUUGAAGGAUGUCGAUCAUCAAAUCUUAUUCCGGUUGAUAAUCAAACAAAUUCUUGUGAACUAUUCAGCGAUGCUUUAAUCGAUUAUCGUACAUCAGAUGUAUUGGUAUACGAUGGCGGUAGCGUAUAUUUCGAUGGUAUUAAAUGCACUGCAAAACGCCGUAAAGUAAAUGAUAGUAGUAGUGAAAAUGAUAAUAGCAUUGAUAAUGAAGAAACAAUCGAUAGUGAACAGUUUGUAUAG
Messenger RNA from Acanthocheilonema viteae, 1119 nucleotides. NCBI's taxonomy places the organism in Eukaryota, Metazoa, Nematoda, Chromadorea, Rhabditida, Onchocercidae. The record is from the annotation of a GenBank genome assembly.